AUGGCUGCACGACCCAAGACGAGUGAACGGCUUCUCAAGUUUCUCGGGUUUCUCAAUCGAGAUGUACCGGCCAGUGACCAGAUUGAGCUCGGCGAAUUAGAAGGACUUCUCCAGGGAAUUGAUAUAUCCGACGAUGAGGCCAACAACUUGGAAUUACUUCUCAAACGUAUUCAAGAUGAAGCGGGCUCCGAGCCACCAGAAUGGAUCUCUCAGAAUGUGAAGAUAUAUUUAGAUCUUGUCGAGGUUAUGGACAUAGACCUUGCGGGCAGAAAAGACUUGAUUGGGCAUCAUGUGGUCCUGGCUACUGCUAUGGUUAAACUGGCAAAUAUUAUGCACGGAAUCAAGCCAAGAUCGUUCCUCGUCUCUCUCGGGUCCACCAGGGAACAAACCAGGCAGCUGGCCGAGGCCGGCCCUGAGAGAGUCAAACUUCUUUCAGAUGAGAUUGCGGCUGAGCUACAAGUGCUACUAGAAACUGCGAAGGAAGAGAAGAACAACAAAUCCAAAGCGGGAGAAGAGACGGUGGCGUCAGGGAAGGAACUGGCCCAGAGGAGGUUGAAUUCGCUCAAAAAGGCCAAAGAUUACAGCGAACAACUCGUCAAGAUCCAGGACUCCUACAAUAAAGUACAGACUCAGGCCGAUAAGGAGAUCUUAGCUAUUUUCAAGUUCGUUUUGAAAGCUGUGAGCGCUAUAAUCACUGCAAUUGUAGUUAUUUAUGGGUGGUUCUUUAGGAUGCAGCCCGGUGAGUCAGGACCAAAUCCAAUGGAGCCACAACCGUCUGGAUGA
Messenger RNA from Talaromyces marneffei, 783 nucleotides. RefSeq lists its product as uncharacterized. The transcript has a single exon. NCBI's taxonomy places the organism in Eukaryota, Fungi, Ascomycota, Eurotiomycetes, Eurotiales, Trichocomaceae. Bases 1 to 783 code for a protein of 260 amino acids. The record is from RefSeq and is a predicted model, not a curated record.